Molecule: messenger RNA, 4737 nt
Organism: Anopheles funestus (African malaria mosquito)
Lineage: Eukaryota; Metazoa; Arthropoda; Insecta; Diptera; Culicidae
Gene: mas
Product: protein masquerade
Exons: 7
Coding region: 1134-3740 (868 amino acids)
Biological process (GO): proteolysis
Molecular function (GO): serine-type endopeptidase activity
Source: RefSeq, a predicted model, not a curated record
AUCGAAAUGGUAACUUAUUUUAUUACCAAGGAGACUUCUUCAUCGCCUAAAGAAGUUAUAAAACCAUUUACCAAACGUAUUUUCCUUCCAUUAGUUCCAUUAGAAUGGAAAUCCCAUAUUCUCUCAAAAUUUCAACACAUUCCAUACGGUGUCUGAAGCUUAUUGUACAUUACUUUCUGCACGUUGCAGUGUUUUAUUGCACCUCAUAAAAUGGAAAGUGUUGUUCCUGUUAUUCACAGCACAUCUUCAUCUGGUGAAAAGUGUUCAUCAGAUAAAUCAGUUACGCAGUUAGUUAAGGGAAACGAACAAACGUUCGCAGAAGAAGCGACCAACGAAAGCCAUAGAAGUUUCAAGCGAUCAGAUAGACGAUGUUUAGCAAGAGUUCGGCUUGAAGAAGCCGUAAACAUUACGAUGAUCUAUUGAUUGAUCGUGACGAGGUUUUGGUUGGUAUCGUUCUACUCGAAAGCUCCCGGUACGUAAGCUCGCAUUCAGAAGUCUUACCACAGGAGGAUCCCUAAUACACAGAAAGAUUUGGUGGCGGUAAGCGAGAAACCUCAGCCACUACCAGAAGAAAGGCAAAACAAAAAAGAACGGAAAAAUCCAGCAAACCGAAAAGAGACCGGUGAUCGUACGAAUGAGAAAGAAAUGGAACGCCAAGGUACACGUUUGACGAUGAAUGUCUGGCGAUGGGUGUCCAGUGAGGAUCGCGGGAAAGGAAUGCACGCGCCACGAACGAAACCCACGGAAAAGAGUCGAAGAUCGAUCAGAAGCGAAAGAAACAAAACGCCGGGUAAAGGCAUGAAAGCGAGACAGAGCUCGGGGCCAGUGGAAGGAAAGAGAAGCGAACAAAAGAAACUAUGAUGAGCCAGCCAGGGAGUCAGUCAGUUAGCAGCAGCAAAACAGCAUGAAAGUUUGUUAGAGAGAGUACAGUUUUCAAGCGCAAUAUUAAGUAACUUUACUAUCGCCCCGACUGGUAUCGCAUACGGAUCGCGUUCCUUAGCUCUCCGAGCUUUUGCAGGGCAGGUGUUUUUCACUAUAAGUUUGAUCAUCGAUUGGUAUCGUUAUAGUGUGUAAUUAAGUGUUGCAAGUUAAGAAGUGUUUAUGUGACAAAAAGAAAGCACAAGUGUUGGAUAAUGAUUCUCAAAGCUGCAGCUAUAUUACUGCUGCUCUUCACGAGUACGGCAAGAGCCCAAGAUGACUCACUAGCAGGCAGUUUCCUGUCAGGGCUAUUGGAUUCCAUCACAAGCACAGAAGAUGCGAAAGGAUGUCCUGGAGUUUGUGUUCACACUCUGGCCACACUGAUAUGCUACGAAGUUUUGGACGACAUUCCAUGCCCUUCGCCCAGCAUGAAAUGUUGCGUAGAGAGUAGUUCGGCUGCGGCAAACAUUACUACAACUCCACGGCCAAGAACCACCACAACAACGGUACGACCCACAACCACAACACCGAAACCAACGACGGAAGCAAAAAUUAAGGAUAAGGAUAAUAAAAACAACUCGUCUUGUCCGGGUGUAUGUGUUGCAGACCGAAUUGCGGAAUAUUGUGAGGCUUAUCUAACGACGGCCGGUCUAUGCAAAAGUGGCUCAAAGUGUUGCGUAUCGCGCGAUAUCUAUCCGGACAGUCCACCGGACGAGCUGUACAUACCGACGGCCCAUUUCGAUGCAAAAACCAACAAAACUACCACGCCUAGACCGUACGGAAAAACGACCGAACGGCCACAUGCCACCGAAGAACCGAUCAAGUCAAAAACGAAUCCCACACAGAAGCCAACGCCAAAGCCUACGAAACCAGCGCCAUCGAAGUUGAAAACCACUUCCGCUACCUUAGCCAACAAUGGACAGGGACCGGUGUUUAAGGAGUGUGAGGGUGAAUGUGUGAAUGGAUUGUUUGCCCUGUUCUGCGAUGAUCUUGAUAGUGAGGCGUUCUGCCCUAACGAGGGAUCAUGCUGCAUAACGGGUGUGGCAGAUGACAAUAAGCAACAGCUUGUGACUACCACCAGGCGACCAGCAACACCGCCACCACUGCCACGUUGUCCCGGGUUCUGUCUGCUAAACAUUAUGGCCGCGUUCUGUGAACGUCCCUCGGUACUUAUCCCCAACACGGCCAACUGUAAGCGAGGAUCGGUGUGCUGCGACAAUACGCGUGCUCCACCACCGAGACCUCCGCAGCAGAAGCGUCCACCACCGACUACAACCACCACUACACCCGUUCCGACCACUACCGCCAUUCCGGAUCCACGUGAAGAGUGCCCUGGUUCGUGUAUUGUCAGCCUGCUCAGCUUCACCUGCUUCCGCAACGCCGAGAUGACGGAUCUGUUCAAGUGCAAAAAGUCCGGCACUCAGUGCUGCGCACCGAAGUCAAAGAUACAGGAAGUACAGCAGGCUGCUGCCAGCAAGACGAAGUACAACGACACGAAUGGCUAUCCACCGCAGGCACUACCGCCUCCACCACAGAUGAUGCCGCAGCAACCGGUGAUGCAGGUUCCGGGACAACCAUACCCGAUGCCACCGGCAGCAAUGCCACCGCUACAAUCGCAGUCACCACUAGCGCCACAUCAAACGGGCUAUGGUCCACCGGCUCCGAAUCCUUACCCAGGACCGAUCAGCAACAACAUCUACGAGGUGCCACCGACACAGCAGCCGCCUUACGCACAAUCUCCGGUCUAUGAACCACCGACGACGACCUCCCGACCACAGGUCUACUCCAAGUACGUGUGCGGUGUGAAGGGAACUAGCCGGGCCGCAAAAUCCAUUCUCAGCCGUGAGGUACUUCGGUUAGAGCAAGAGCAGACCACCGUAGCACGGCACGCACGUCACAUAGACGUGGACAGUAUCUAUCGGUCAAAGAGCUCCGAACGGUUGGUGCUUGGUAGUAGCAUCGUACCGAUACCGAUCAUCUAUCACGAUCACAACGAUACCGUACCGGAGGAUCUGUUGCGACAUCCGAGUCUUAAGGAGAAUGCUACACUAGCCAAGUACUGGAACCACCACAGGAAGGGUCGUGUCGUUGGUGGAGAAGAUGGUGAAAACGGUGAAUGGUGUUGGCAGGUCGCAUUAAUCAACUCCCUUAAUCAGUAUCUCUGUGGGGCGGCCUUGAUUGGCACACAGUGGGUACUUACUGCGGCACAUUGUGUGACGAAUAUUGUCCGAUCGGGUGAUGCCAUCUAUGUCCGUGUGGGUGACUAUGAUCUGACACGCAAGUACGGAAGUCCUGGAGCGCAAACGUUACGAGUAGCGACUACCUAUAUCCAUCACAACCACAACAGUCAAACACUCGAUAACGAUAUUGCGCUGUUGAAACUGCACGGACAGGCAGAACUGCGGGACGGUGUGUGUUUGGUGUGUCUACCAGCACGAGGCGUCAGUCAUGCCGCUGGUAAGCGUUGCACAGUGACGGGCUAUGGAUAUAUGGGUGAGGCUGGUCCCAUCCCGCUGCGGGUGCGUGAAGCCGAGAUCCCGAUCGUAAGCGAUGCCGAGUGCAUACGGAAAGUGAAUGCGGUCACUGAGAAGAUAUUCAUCCUGCCGGCAUCCAGCUUCUGUGCUGGCGGUGAGGAAGGUAACGAUGCCUGUCAGGGUGAUGGGGGCGGUCCACUAGUGUGCCAGGAUGAUGGAUUCUUCGAGCUGGCCGGACUUGUUUCGUGGGGUUUCGGUUGUGGUCGGGUCGAUGUGCCCGGUGUGUACGUGAAGGUUUCCUCGUUCAUCGGCUGGAUCAACCAGAUCAUUAGUGUUAACAAUCAGUAAUAAUAGUCCAAAUACCAAACUGUCUUUCCAUGCUCCCCCUCCCCAGACCGUGCGCCUUAUGCAUUCUAGUAGUUUUAUAGGUAAGCUCAGUUUUAAGCCUGCGAAGCAAAAGUAUGUUUUUUUUGUGGAACAUUCAAAUUGUUCGAUUUCUUCAUUCGGGGCACUAUUUACUAUUUCACAGGUCGAACAAGAACAGUCGAUGCUAGUUGUCAAAAUAAAAUAAAACAAAAAAACUAGAUAGUUUUAAUAGAUGUCCCUAGGAUCAUAGCGAUGGAAUAGUUUUGUUCUGCUAGGGGCGUAUCGAAUGCAAAUAAUUCGAUGCAUAUUGUAUAGAAAAAUCUCUGUGGUAAGGUUAAGCAAUAGCAAAAAAAACCCUCCCUUUUGCUCGAUACAAUCACAGUAAUUCAACAGUAAUUCAAAGCGUAAUUAACAGUAAAGAUUAAGCUAACGCUUUCUAACUUAUAGGACUUACCUUCAUCUCAUUAACGAUAUUUAAGCAUGCGUGAAUAUUUAUUUAUUUGUCUACUCGACUGAUUUAUCCGCUACGUUGUAUGUUUGGCUUAUGUUUCAACUACAAAUAUGGAGAGCUUAGCUGAAUGGUAAGCAAUCGUUAUGAGACACAAUUACAUGCCGAAUCCGAAACAUUUGAAGCACUAAAUCUUGAAGACGUAUUGCAAUUGAUAGCAAUAGAAAACAAAAAGCAAACGAUUGUAGUCGUUAGUUAACAAUUUAAUGAAAUUGUUACACUUUGUACAAUAAAAUAAAAUGACUGGUUAUACAAAUUUGGCUCUUUAUUUACGUUCGGAUCGAAAGAAAAAUGGGGCAAAUAUAUUUUGAGAUCAUUUUAGAUUUUUUUUUAUCUGCUUUAAAGGAUUUUUAAUUUGCUUUUCGUAACAGUUAUGAUUUUGCAAUGGUUUUCUUAAUAAGUUGAAAUGUGUUACAGCAGAAAAACCUUUUUUUCAGUGCUCGUUGCUUAACGGUGCGGGAGAAAACAUUU